GCAAGACUCAGGACUGUAUACGGUGUUAACUGUAGUGGCCCUUUAAACAUACAACAAGAAGAGUGCUUGAAAUUCUGUAAUCACUUGCACAGCUGUAGUCAUUGUACUCUCUUAGUUUAGCAUUCCCUCGUACAGUUUAAGUACAAUAUGUAUGGAAGUAGCACUCAGUAUCAGAACUGGACUUUUAAAGAUGAGCAUGAACUGGUUAAAUUACGCAUUCAGGCCAACAGUGACUUCAUUGAGAAAUUUGGAAUAAAUAUGACAAGUGUUGAGAGAGCUAAACAUUUUCUCACUAUAGAAGAGGAGCAUUUGAUGGUUCGUUCAUAUGAGCAUUCUUUGAGAGAUUUUUGCAAGAAAUUUCGAGACCCAAGAGAUGCUCGAAUUCGAAUGCUUCCAUCAGUAACAACAACAGCACAACAUUAUUUCAAAAGAUUUUAUCUCUACAACUCGGUAAUGGAUUACCACCCCAAAGAAAUUCUAGUGACCUGUGUGUAUCUUGCAUGCAAAAUUGAAGAAUUUUAUGUUACCAUCAAUGACUUCGUUCACAAUGUGCGUGGUGAUAAGAAGAAAGCUGCUGAGAUUAUUCUUAACAAUGAGCUUCAGCUUACCCAAGAAUUACAGUUUCAUUUAAUUAUUCACCAACCAUUCCGUCCAGUUGAAGGCUUACUUAUAGAUAUUAAGACGAGGUUUCCGCAGCUGCGAGAUCCUGAACGACUUAGGCCAUACAUUGAUGAGUUUUUAGAGAGAGUCAAUCUUACAGAUGCCAUCUUACUCUAUGCACCAGGGCAGAUUGCUCUUGCAGCAGUUACAAAUGCAGUAAGCAGAUUGGGAGAGAACCUUGAUCAGUAUGUCACUGAUAUACUUUUCCCUAGUGAGCAGAGGCAUCAUCUUUCUGUUCUAAUUGAAGCAGUCAGAAAGAUUAAGAAAAUGGUAAAGAAUGCGGAACCUCCAUUGUCAGAUACUGUGCGUCGUGAAAUAGAAGCCAAGUUGGAAAAAUGCCGUAAUCAGCAAAAUAAUCCUAACUCAUCACAGUACCGUGCUAACUACUCUGAAUGGGAUGAUGAGGACCUACCAAUAGCUGCAGCACCAUACAAUGAUGAUUUAGGUUUAGGAGUUGAGAGAAUUAGAUCACCAUCAGCUUACUAAAAAAGAAACAAAUAUAUGGUUGCCAAUAAAUACAAUAUAAUAGAAAGUACAUUAGACCAGUUGGCUCAGCAGGUUCGAGGCCCAGUGGGUUACCAAUGCCCAGGGAAUAGCAAAGCAAGAUGCAGUACAAAUAUCCCUUUUCUCUUUUUAGUUUAAUGAGAAUUUGAAUUUUUGUAUGCUCCAGAAUUUUCAACCUGUCAUUAUGAUUUACAUUACUUAAGUCAAGCUUAUUUUAGUCAACGUUUUCUUCAGCAUCAUUUUUUUUUAUUGACAACCCUGCAUUAUUUACCUUUUUUUAUUUUUUUUCAAAAUUAAAACAUUUAUUUUAAACCUCUGCAGUUCUGUUAGUUUUCAACUGAAGUAGAAUGAUGUUUUGACUAUAACCCUUGGAACAUUUGUCAGACCUAUAUGGUAAAGCUACUUGCUACAUUUAUAUAGAAAUUAGUAGCUUACUGUUGACAAAAGUUGACUGUCUGAUGUAGGCUGUGCUAAGUUGUAUCCCCAAGUGAGAUGAGUGAAAAUGUUGAACCUCAAAAUAUAUUUUAAACUCA
Cherax quadricarinatus is the source of this 1697-nucleotide messenger RNA. It is a transcript of the gene CycH, whose product is annotated as cyclin H. Gene Ontology annotation, molecular function: cyclin-dependent protein serine/threonine kinase regulator activity. Gene Ontology annotation, cellular component: transcription factor TFIIK complex; nucleus. Gene Ontology annotation, biological process: DNA-templated transcription; regulation of transcription by RNA polymerase II; regulation of cyclin-dependent protein serine/threonine kinase activity. NCBI's taxonomy places the organism in Eukaryota, Metazoa, Arthropoda, Malacostraca, Decapoda, Parastacidae. The record is from RefSeq and is a predicted model, not a curated record.